AUGGUUGUUGUCUCUGGUGGGAUGAACCAGCACAAGAAUCAGAUUGUUGAUGCAGUUGUGAUUUCGAGGAUUCUAGGUGCUGUUCUUGUUGUUCCAAUAUUGCAAAUCAAUCUCAUUUGGGGAGACGAAAGUGAGUUCUCAGAUAUAUUUGAUUUAGAACAAUUCAAGAGUGUUUUAGCAAAUGAUGUGAAGAUUGUUUCGAUGCUUCCCGCGAGCAAAUUCAAUAAGGAUGGGGUUCUGCUUUUAAAGAGAUUCGAUUCAAGAUUGUUUAAAGACUUACCCUCUGAUCUCCAGAAGCUUCGUUGUAAGGUAGCAUUUGAAGCACUGAAGAUCCGAAAAAUCUGA
Molecule: messenger RNA, 345 nt
Organism: Arabis nemorensis
Lineage: Eukaryota; Viridiplantae; Streptophyta; Magnoliopsida; Brassicales; Brassicaceae
Source: the annotation of a GenBank genome assembly